Fusarium vanettenii 77-13-4 is the source of this 1773-nucleotide messenger RNA. RefSeq lists its product as uncharacterized. The transcript is spliced from 3 exons. The record is from RefSeq and is a predicted model, not a curated record. Gene Ontology annotation, cellular component: nucleus. Gene Ontology annotation, molecular function: DNA-binding transcription factor activity; transcription cis-regulatory region binding. Lineage: Eukaryota; Fungi; Ascomycota; Sordariomycetes; Hypocreales; Nectriaceae. Gene Ontology annotation, biological process: positive regulation of transcription by RNA polymerase II. Bases 1 to 1773 code for a protein of 590 amino acids.
AUGUCGCAGCCUCAAGCUCAAGCUCAAGCUCAAGCUCAAGUCAAGCCUCGCGAAUUCAAGUUCGUCGGAGCUUUUAGUCGCAAGCGACGCCGUCGAAACGGUACUGGCCCAACUGGGCCGAAGAGUACAACUGCAGUGGCCUCGACUCCCCGAAGUGCACCUACACCCGCCGCGCCAAAUUCCAGCCCUAAAGUUGCGGAUGGAAAGGAAGAAAACAAAGCCAAGUCGCAGCAGGGAUCUCCUCCUAUUGUGACGCAUGCACCCGAUGUUCAAGUUCCACCACCAGACACUCCCAUGAUAUGCGAAGAAACCGCCAACCCAGUCGACAGCGAGAUGAUGCUGCAACCCGUCACCGAGAGCAUGAACCAAGGAAACGACAUAGACUGGUCCUACUCGAGCUUGAUGAACCCAUUCUUUGACCCAGGCCCGUCCUUUGCCGCUCCCUUUGACCAUAUGAACGGGCAUCAACAGCUGCCCCUUUACUUUGGUCCCGACAUCCCUUUUGUGCAGUUGGAUGAAAGCUCCUCUGCCGACAACUCUCCUCAGGACAACUUCAUCGGACCCAAUCUGCCUAACGAGAGCAGCGGAGCCAAUGUUGAAUGCGAUGCCGAUGGGCAGCCUUCAACAAUCGACGAGAUUGUCUUGCCAUCAUUGAGCUCCCAGGAAGCUCCUUGCAACAUUAGCCUGACUAUUACCCAACUACUAACGCGGUAUGAUCAAGAAUUUUGCGUCAUGCCCUUGACACACGAUUUCGACGCCAACCCUUUCCGAUUCGACGCUGAGACUGGACGAGGCUCGCAGCUCCUCCUUCACUGUAUUCUGGCUCUUUCCUACAAACACAUAAAUCGCGAUACCGGCUCUUGCGCCAGCGAGGCUAAAAUGCACAAAAAGAAGGCUCUCCAGAUGCUUAGGGACAUGGAGGGCACUUCGCAAGCAUCGCCAAUUGAAGCGACCUUUCUUGACGCCGUGUUGAUUCUCAUGACAUUGGACGCAAGUUCUCCUCCAAAAUAUCGGUGGGAUGUAACUCUUGCCCUCACCAGCCGCCAAGGAUGCGUUCUAUCCGAGUCUACGAUAAUCAGCCUCUUCAACCAUGACAAGUCGAGCAACGAGACAUUCUACAGCGUAUCCGGGUGUCCAGAAGCCCUUUUUAGACACAUGAUCCGUUUGGGAUCGUACGCAAGAGAGUUUGAACUCGUGGCCAACAUGACGUGUGUAAAGUUUGACAUGGGGCCAGUGCUGGGUGUGGAAAAGGAAAUCAGGGAUUGGGCGGAUCCUGAGAACGGUGAUCUCCCUGAUCAGAUUGUCGCCGAUACUCCCCCUUCCGAAGGAUGUGACAUCGGAGAGGUUGCUCACUACAAGGAAGACCUUCAUCACUGCGCAGAAGCUUGGCGAUAUGGCCUCCUCAUCUACAUAUGCCGGGUGUUCAAGUGGCAGCGUGACCAACCGGCACCGCCAAUCCUGGGUUUCCUCGCACGCAAGACGCUUAAUCAUGUCACAUCCUGUAGAUACAGCUCCAUGCUCCAGAAGCAGUUACUUCUUCCUGUGUUUCUCGCUGGCUGCGAGACAAAGGACGAGCAUCUACGUCAGGUGGCCAGGACAUACUGCAGCUGGUGGAAUGAGCGGACUCGCUAUGACAUGUUCCUGACGGCCAACGCUCUGCUCGAGGAAGUAUGGUCUAACGAGACCCCCAACGCGUGGUGGGGAUCGAUCAUUGACCAGAAGAGCCGGUCCAAUGUUGGGACGGGAGAUGCCCGUCAGUAUUUGUUCGGUUGA